AUGAAGUGGUUUAUACUUUUAACUUUGCUUGUACAAUAUAACUUGGCUGCCGAUGCGGUAGCUGCUGCUGCUGCUGCUGAUGCAGAUACUACCACUGCUGUUGCCGCCGCUGCUGCUGCUGCUGAUGCUGAUGCUACCACUGGUACUACAGCUGUUGUUGCAGCUGCUGCUGCUGCUGUGGAUACCACAACCACACCUGUUGCAGCUGCAGCUGCUGCCGCUGCUACUACGGCAACCACCGUGGAUGCUGCUGGUGCCGUUACUACAGCAACAACUGGAACCACUACCACUCCUGUUGGAGCCGCCGCCGCUGCUGCUGCUGCUGCUACGACUGCCACUACUGCAACCACUGGUGUCACUACUAGAACUACUGCCAAGACCGGUACAACUACUGGAACUACUGUGAAUACUGGUGUUACCACUGGAACUACUGUGAAUACUGGUGUUACCACAGGUACUACAACUACUCCUGCUGCCGCUGCUACUACAGGAAUUACUACCACUGUUCCAGCUGAUCCAGCUACUAUGAAUGCAUCUGAUUUAUCAAUUUAUCAAUAUACUGUUACUAUGAAUGCAGCACAAUUACAACAAUAUUUAGCCACUGCAUCAACUAGUUCUUCUUCUGUAACUGGAUCUUCUAGUAAAUCAUCAUCCAAAACUACUGCUGCUGCUGCCGGUAAUUCUAAUCAAGGUACUGAAGUUGAUGACACUACUAAAGGACUUACUUUUGUUACUACUAGAACAUUAAGAUCAAGUAGUAGAGCUGCCAGUCAAGAAACUGGAAAUUCUACUUCUUCAAGUGCUACUCAAGCUAAUGUUGCUGGAGUUAAUUUGGUCAAUUCUUCUGUUGUUAUUUUAUCUUUAUUCUUUGGUAUUUUGGGUGGAUUUAUGUAA
Molecule: messenger RNA, 894 nt
Organism: Candida tropicalis MYA-3404
Lineage: Eukaryota; Fungi; Ascomycota; Pichiomycetes; Serinales; Debaryomycetaceae
Gene: PGA33
Product: Pga33p
Exons: 1
Coding region: 1-894 (297 amino acids)
Source: RefSeq, a predicted model, not a curated record